Globicephala melas (long-finned pilot whale) is the source of this 8964-nucleotide messenger RNA. It is a transcript of the gene TRIM67, whose product is annotated as tripartite motif containing 67. Lineage: Eukaryota; Metazoa; Chordata; Mammalia; Artiodactyla; Delphinidae. Gene Ontology annotation, molecular function: protein binding; zinc ion binding. Gene Ontology annotation, cellular component: cytoplasm. The record is from RefSeq and is a predicted model, not a curated record.
CCGGAGGGGAUUCCCGAGCCAGCCGGGCGCUCGCCUUCCACCCGCGGGCCGCCGCGUCGCACGGCCAAGGUCACAGGCGCCGCAGGAGCAGCGGCGGCGAACCGGAGCAGCGGGGCCGUGCUGGCCGCGGAAAGAAGGCCCCGGGGCGCGUUCGACCCGCGUCGGCAGCGGCCUCAGAGAGAGGCGAGAGAAGGUCUCCGGGCCGGCGGGGCCCCCCGAGGUAGUCGCGGGCGCAGAGGCCCGGCAGCUGAAGGCCCCCGGGUCGGCGAGAGCGGAGCUCGGGCUCCAGCGUCGGCUCCCGGGCGCUGUCCGCGGCCUCGUGGUGCUGAACCCAGCCGCGAGCCAAGAGGCCUGCUCGCCCGCCUUCUCACCUACAGAUCGCCCGCACUGGCGGUGGCCACCGGCCAGGGCAAAAGGGGCCCCUGGGCAGCUGCCCACUGCACCCGAGGGGCUGAAACAGGAGAGCCAGCGAACCUCAGCCCGGCAGCCGGUCCUCAUGUGGAGAGGAGACGCGCGCAGCCGCCAGCGGCGGCGCUACUGCUGAUUCAUCCCCUAGAGCAUCUCGCAGGCCACCGCGAGGGCAGCCGACCAGCUCCGGACUCUGGCCGCAGGUUGCAGCCGCUGGUGCAGGAGCCUCGCGGGCAGCAGGUGAGGACCCGCUCUCCUUCCUCUUGCCCCCAGUCGUCCGUGGGCGGUGGCCCCAGGACUGAGAGAGGGGCGUGCCCCCGGCUUGCAAAGCAGUCAUGCCCGUGUGACGCGCCCGCCUCCCCCUCACUGGUGCUAGCCACGCUUGCUCGCCUCUGCCCGUCUCCGGGGCUUGGGCCGUUCCACCCUCCGCGCCGAGCCGCUCUCUCCGCCGGCGCAGCGAUGGAGGAGGAGCUGAAGUGCCCCGUGUGCGGCUCGCUGUUUCGGGAGCCCAUCAUCUUGCCAUGUUCCCACAACGUCUGCCUGCCUUGCGCCCGAACCAUCGCGGUGCAGACCCCGGACGGCGAGCAGCACCUGCCCCCGCCGCUCCUGCACUCCCGGGGCUCAGGGCUGCCCGCAGGCGCCGCCGCCGCGCCCCCUCCGGACCAUGAGACGCCGGCUGGCCCGGCCUGCGGCGGCGGCGGCGGCGGCGGCGGCGGGAGCGCGGCCGGCGGCGACCACGCCGACAAGCUGAGCUUGUACAGUGAGACAGACAGCGGUUACGGCUCUUACACCCCGAGCCUCAAGUCCCCCAACGGGGUUCGCGUGCUGCCCACGGUGCCUGCGCCGCCCGGCUCCUCGGCCGCCGCCGCCCGGGGCGCCGCCUGCUGCUCCCUGCCCUCGGCCUCCUCGAGCUCCAUCACGUGCCCGCAGUGCCACCGCAGCGCCUCCCUGGACCACCGCGGCCUGCGCGGCUUCCGGCGCAACCGACUGCUAGAGGCCAUCGUGCAGCGCCAUCAGCAGGGCCGCGGGGCCGCGCACGGGGCGUCCGCAGCCGCUGCCGUGGCCGUGUGCCAGUUGUGCGACCGCACCCCGCCCGAGCCGGCCGCCACGCUCUGCGAGCAGUGCGACGUGCUCUACUGCGCUGCCUGCCAGCUCAAGUGCCAUCCAUCCCGGGGACCCUUCGCCAAGCACCGCCUGGUGUCGCCGCCGCCGCCGCCGCCGCGCGCGCCCGCCGAGGCCGCCUCUGCGUCUCCAGGCGCCGCCCAGGGCGCCCCCAGCGCAGGCGGAAGCUGCAAGAGCCCGGGUGCCGCCGGCGCCGGAGCGGCGGGGGGCGGCGCGGCCCGCAAGUACCCUACGUGCCCUGACCACGAAAUGGAGAACUACAGCAUGUACUGCGUGAGCUGCCGAGCCCCGGUGUGCUAUCUGUGCCUGGAGGAGGGCCGGCACGGCAAGCACGAGGUGAAGCCGCUGGGGGCCAUGUGGAAACAGCACAAGGCCCAACUGUCUCAGGCCUUAAAUGGAGUUUCCGAUAAGGCAAAAGAAGCCAAGGAGUUUCUAGUUCAGCUGAAGAACAUUCUGCAGCAGAUCCAGGAGAACGGCCUGGACCACGAGGCCUGCCUGGUGGCUCAGUGUGACGCGCUGGUUGAUGCUCUAACCCGGCAGAAAGCCAAGCUGCUUACCAAGAUUACCAAAGAGAGGGAGAACAAGCUGAAGAUGGUUUGGGACCAGAUCAAUCACUGCACGCUGAAGCUGCGCCAGUCCACGGGGCUGAUGGAGUACUGCCUGGAGGUGAUCAAGGAGAACGACCCGUCCGGGUUUCUGCAGAUCUCGGACGCCCUGAUCAAGCGUGUCCAGGUGUCUCAAGAGCAGUGGGUCAAAGGUGCCCUGGAGCCGAAGGUGUCUGCAGAGUUUGAACUGACCUUGGACAGUGGGCCACUGCUGCAGGCCAUCCACCAGCUGGACUUCAUUCAGAUGAAAUGUAGGGUGCCGCCCGUGCCCCUGCUGCAGCUGGAGAAGUGCUGCACCCGGAACAACAGCGUCACGCUGGCCUGGAGGACGCCGCCCUUCACCCACAGCACCGUGGACGGCUACAUCCUGGAGCUGGACGACGGAGACGGGGGCCAGUUCCGGGAGGUGUACGUCGGCAAGGAGACCCUGUGCACCAUUGACGGCCUUCACUUCAACAGCACCUACAAUGCCAGGGUCAAGGCUUUCAACUCCUCUGGCGUCGGGCCCUACAGUAAGACCGUCGUCCUGCAGACGUCCGACGUGGCCUGGUUCACGUUUGACCCCAACUCUGGGCACCGGGACAUCAUUUUAUCCAACGACAACCAGACGGCCACCUGCAGCAGCUACGAUGACCGGGUGGUGCUGGGCACGGCGGCCUUCUCCAAGGGCGUGCAUUACUGGGAGCUGCACGUGGACCGCUACGACAACCACCCGGACCCCGCCUUCGGGGUGGCCAGGGCCAGCGUGGGCAAGGACAUGAUGCUGGGCAAGGACGACAAGGCCUGGGCCAUGUACGUGGACAGCAACCGCAGCUGGUUCAUGCACUGCAGCUCCCACACCAACAGGACGGAAGGCGGCGUGUGCAAGGGGGCCACCGUGGGCGUGCUACUGGACCUGAACGAGCACACCCUGACCUUCUUCAUCAACGGGCAGCAGCAGGGCCCUACGGCCUUCAGCCACGUGGACGGGGUCUUCAUGCCGGCCCUCAGCCUCAACCGCAACGUGCAGGUCACCCUGCACACGGGAUUGGAAGUGCCAACCAACCUGGGGCGGCCAAAGCUGCCAGGCAACUAGCCUCCCAGGCCCUGCUCUGCACGGCUGCCCCUCACUGCACUCACAUAACCCUGAGGGCAGCACAGCCACAUCCUGGGUGCAGCCCAGCAGCCACGGAGCAUCUCAGAGACCCGCUUUCUUUGGGGGAUGGAGAACGAUCUGCAGGCUGUGCGCACGGAGGCCCCAGUCAGUGGUGAACACGGGAGUGUGUUUCCCCUCGUUCCACCGGCCAUUACAAAUACGAAGAGGGACCUUUCUCAAGGGAGCAAGGAAGUGUUCGGGGUUUCAUUUUGUUUCCUGCCCUCCGAUUUAGAAGCUUGUCUUUUUGGGGGGCAAGAGGAGAGCAGGCUCUGAGACGUGAAUCCUGAGAGCAGGAGGCGGCGGGAGGCGCUCGGGAAUCUCGUGGCCUCAGUGUCAAGUCUUUGCUGGACUCUGCUCCUUCAGAGAACCAAGGGUGCAGGUUCCCAUCUCUGCCAGGAAACGUUGUUAUCCUUUAGCUUUUCGGUUCUGGAGUCUUCAGUACGUUAUGCCACUUGCAGACCUAAUCCAGGAUGGAUAGAGAGGGAUGUUAAUCAUUCAUCAUGAUCUUUGCCGCUCUCGUUGAACUGUUGAGAACUUUUUAAAAUAGUUUCCUUAGGUCCUUCAUUAGUCCACCAACCUCUCUCUCUUACACACACACACACACACACCAGUCUGCUACAAUUCACUCAGUUCUUAAACACAAAAGAAAACACUGGAAUCUGAAUCACUAUGUGAAGAGUCUCCACCUGGUGAUGGCUUUUUCGGGAGCUGGCUUCCCACGACGUUCGCUGCAAACCUGUUAACUCUUCCGAGCUCGGAGGCUCUCAGACUCAUGAGCGUAUGAGAUGGGAGUCCCUGGGGAAGUCUCUUAUACUCAGUCCACCUUCACUUUGAGACCAUCUACUGUCAACGUGAACGCAUCAUGAGAGCAAAAGGUGGCCCCGAUGGCAGGGGAGGCUCUGCCCUGACGGGGUGGGCAGGACUCUGCAGGAGGCAGGAAGCAGAUGACGUCAUGUUCCUGGUCUCCCUGCUUGCCCGCCAGCCCGGGUGUGCGGAGUCCACGUGGCCAGGGCGGGGCUCUGGGGUGAGCCCUCCCCUGCCUGCUGGGAACACCAACCUUCUCCCUUGAGUCCGCAGCCCGCUGCAGGGUCUGAGCCCGGAGCCGGCCGCCGUCCUGGCCCCGGAGCCCCUCCCCCUCCUCCCGGGUCUCUUCUUCCUUGACCUCCACCGCCUCCAUCACCAACUGGUAGUACGCCGUUCUCUCUCCUUUUUAAAAGAAUAUAUUUUAUCAAGCAUUCUUUUUGAGGUCGAGGGGUAACUUGUCUAUUUGCUGGAUUGGAUUUUUAUAAAACUUAGCCCGGAAACCGGCACCAACUGUGUUUACUCAGUUCACUCACUUCUACCUGCUAGUUUAGACGCUGCACUUGCUUUCUGAGUCAGCCCGGCCAGUGCUGUGCAAAUCCUACCCUCUAUUCAGCAGAUCCGACAAUCCUACCUCAAGCUCCCGCUCCCAGACGGGGGGUGGCCUGCGAGGCCGGCUGCCCCACGUCUGCAGGAGCCGCCUGGUGCUGUGUUCAAGCCCCCGCCGCCCAGGCCCUGGCAACCACCUGCUCGGUGGAGUCGAGGUCUUGCCCCGUCCUCGUCGUCCGGCGGGUGGCUCCCAGGGCACUCCCGCAUCUCGCCCCGAAGCCCCGGCCGGAGCCCAGCAGGUGAUGCGCACGGCCCGGUGCCCCGGCCGCCUGCCCCGUCUCCGCUUCCACUGCCCUUCCGUCUCACUCCUGGGCCACGGCCCCGGCAGCCUCGGCUUGGAGGGUAUGGAAGGUUCCUGAAGGUUGGAGGAACCAGAGGAGGCAUAGCCUUCCCGGGGCCAAGGGAGCCGUGGCCGGCAGGGCCAGAGGCGUCGGCUUUGGGAUGUGUCUUUUGGGAAAGAUGAGCUUGUCGGUCCCGAGGCGGGCCGGGCCGGUGGAAUUGGCUCUUUUCGGUGGAGUCUGGGUGAAAGGCUGGGGAGCUCCCAGGAUCAUGGAAGCCGUGUGACCAUGCGGCCCUGGCCCUGAGUCUUCGGGGAGGAGCUCCUGGGCAUCAGCUUGGACUUAGUACCAGCCUUCGGAGAGCCAGCACCUCGGUCAGAGGGAGAUGGGAAAGGGAGAAGGGAAGCCUCUUUAGGGAGAACAUGACCUGUGGCUCAGAGAGAAGCCACCGGGACUCUCUCCCUACGGCCGCAGCGGCCAGAGGGGCUGUGAGUGGGGAGCCGGUGAGCACGUGCCUUUCCCAACUCCUCCAGGGGCCCAGAAGCAAUACGGCGGAUACUGGGGACCGCGUCAGGCUGUCCUACAGCCACCUCUCCCGUCCUCAGCACAAAACACCUUCUAGGAACCAGAACGGACCUCGGGGAGAAGGCAGGUCCGUGCGGCACACCCGUGUUCUUGAGGAACCAGCAGACUGAACAAGGGACUCGUCAACAACUCAUGGCCUUGGGUCACCCUCUCGAGAAGCCUGGGAUUCAGAGUAGAAGCGACAGGUCACGGGCUUCUCAUCUGCCAUCGAAUUCCCUGUUCCUUUACAAUGCGGUGACAUGUUUGUACAUAAAAAACGAUAUCAAGAUGAUGCUUUGGUCGGGCUGGCUGACAGAUAACUUGGUAUUCGUCUAUCAAGCAGUUUCGGUGAGAAAGGAAUUCAAAGUAAUUUAAAGUGUCAAGUUCCAUUAUAUUGUAAAUAACGCCCCCCCCCCCCCCAAGCAACGUAGUUCUGCAGUUUGUUCUUUGCUAGUGAGCCAGUUUGGUCCAAGUGUAUGCCUUUCCUUUUAGAAUUAAUCUCUUUAAAAAUUGUCCAGUAGCAUUUCACUGCAUAGCAUCCUAGCUCCUAAUUCAAAGCAAGGUAAGACAUUACACACAGCCCGGCUUCCCCCUCUGUCCUGUUUGGGAAAAUAACGAUUACAAUUAAAGUGGGCAUCAGUCAUCCUGACCCACAAAGGGACUCACCUAAAAACUAUAAAACUGUAGAUAGUUAUAGGCUGAGCCUUCAGCCCUAUACGUACGUAUCUGUAGUUUCGACAGCAACCUCAGGCGCCCUGUGGCCCACUGACACUGGAGAGGGUCAUGCGUACAGCGCAAGCCUGGGCAGAACAGGGGUUCAGAGAGCCAUGGGGACAGGCCCAUCCUCCUUGCUCUUAGCACCCAGGACUGCCCCGUCUCUGGUGCCCCUGCCCUCUGCCUACCAGAGCACUCUCAGGAAAGGACCAGGAUGCAGGAUCUAUGUGUACUUCUUCCAGGGAUAUUUGCUUUUAAGCCUUAAUUCUAGUUGCAACUGAAAGGCUUGGUCCCCUGAGAAGGCGGGUUUCAGAGCAGGUGAGCAGGCCGCUUGUACAGGAAGCUGCCGCUGGUCCCAGGGCGCCUGCUGGCUGUGAGGUCGGGAGGGUGGAUACAGCCUGUGAAUGCUGAAAAACACUAUCAGCCUGUGAAUGCUGAAAAACACUAUCACGAGACCCUGGGCGAUGCCAGGAGUUCUCAGCCUCAGCACUACUGACAUUCGGCACGGUGGGCGAGAGCGGGAGGGAUAGUUCUCUGUUGUGGGAUCCUGCCCUGUGCACUACAGGACGUUGAGAAGCGUCCCUGACUCACUAGAUGCCAGUAGCGCCCCAAAUUAGUUGUGACAGGUAGAAGCGUCUGCAGACUCCCUGGCUGAGAACCACCGGGUUAUGCUGGCAGUCUGUCACGUGUCCAUACGUACAGUGAUGCGUGAGGCGUCCACGCUGUGGUCCCCGGAAAGCCUGUACCGCGAGGCUGCGGGCUUCACCUUGGCACCCACGAGCAGGCUUUCCCAGGUCUGCAGUGUCCUGCCAGAUGGGGCAGGUCGGUAAAAGGAGGGGAGCCUCUCACAGAAGCCAAUCCGUCAGGUCUCACUCUGUACUCCCCAAAUGUCCCCAACCCACCCCCAUGCCUAGAAAGCAAAACUCCUUACCCGUGUUUUUGCCUUCCACUUUUGACUGGAAGCAACAGGAACUUCUUCGGAGGGGUGUGGCCUUCAGCUGGUCAAAGAAAUCUAAUCAGGCAUCAUCAAAAAGCUAUUCAAGGCCUCUGCGGAUCCUGGGAAAUCUUGGCUUUUCUUUUGCAAGUGAGCCAGGAGCUAUUCAUUGGUCACGUUCCUUGAUCCACGGCUCUAACUUUAAAUGGACUGUAAGACAGUGAAGAGUAGGUUUGGGGCAGGAGACCAGGCUCAGCCCCCAGAAACGCCUCUCCUUGAACCUGGUACCGGUGCGGCCAAAUCUCUUCAGUGUUUCCGUGCCUCAGUCUCCCCGCCUGAACGUGGGAGCGGCCACACUAACCUACCUCGUCUGGUGAGCUGUGAGGAACACAGGAUAACGCUCCUUAGAGAAGAAAGCGGCGCGUUUCAUCUAUGGAGGUCCAGGCUAACAGCUCACGUUCAGAGGACGUGCGGCGACUUUCCCAAGCUUUCUCUGACCAGUGUCUUCCAUCCAAGCUUCUUGAGACCAGGAGCACGUGCUGACUACACAGCUGCCUGGCCGUGAGGAGGCAAAACCGGCUUCACGUGAGCAAAGAGGGCAACACAGCAGCUGUUCCCACUGUCAGAGCAGAAGAGCCGUCAGCAGGCUACGCGUCAGUGUUCCCAAAGGCGUCUGCAGGCAGAAACCCCCUUGAAACAUGGAAGGAGAGUGACCGCCUUCCUGCCUCCUUGGUUAUCUUAGUUCUAGUAUCUAAGGGGUCCCCCAGCCAAUGAUGUGUCUCCUCUGUUUCCAAAGAUCUCAGCAGAGGGAGUGGCUUUGAAAACCAGCAUCUAAGUGUGGAAGGCGGGUUAGGCAGAGGGGCUGCUGUCAUCACAGGCUGGGACUCACUUGCACUACCUGGCAAGGGGGGGCUCCUGGCUUUCGCGAUGAACCAUGCCGACUUGAGUCAGGAGGUGGGAGCUGAGAGUCCAGGCAAACCUCUACGCCUUCUCUCAAAGGGCGCGGCUCCCACAGGGCGGGGGCUGCCUGGCCGGGUCCCGGGAGACCCAGGGGACUCUCGGGCCAGCAAGGUGGGCGCUGGUCCCCAGGCCAGGCCCUCAGGAAGCCUCUGAGGAGAGUCCAAGACAGGCUUCAGGUGUGGAAAAGUGACUGCUUGCGGCUGUGGACGCAGGAGCGUGGCGGAUGCUUCCUGGGGGAGGCUGCAGCCUGAGGAGGGCUUUUCCGACUCCUCACCUGGUGGCCCGACGGCCCAGACCCCGGGGUUGCUCAGCACCAACAGGAAGUGCAGAGGGAACAAAGCAGAAAACGUGAAAUGCAUGAUGUAGAAUUGCUGCUUUCACACUAAGCUGUUGUAUCAAGCAUGAGAGAUGUGUGUCUAACGUUGGCAAAGGAAUUUUAAGAGUAACAGAAAGCUUUGUGUCCUUGUUUCGGCUGUCGACAGAACCUGCGUCUUCCUAUCUGUGUUUGCCCCGCCCUCUCCCUCCCCCACCCCUCCCCCACCGCACCCGCUUUCUGUCGGCAUUUGGCGGCAGCUCUUGGUCCCGUCGGUGUUCACGUUCCACUGGAAACACGGAGGAGGGAAGUGGGGGGGAGGUAGGCAACGUUUUUCUAAGUUUUGUAUUGGUAUCCCAAGCGUUUGUAUUUUUGAAUUGCAGACACUGUGUCUCUGGUCCUUGGGGGUUGGCUGAACUUCGUGUAUUGCCUUUUGGAAAACCUGAGUUUUACCGCAGUCGUAAGCAGAUUUGAAAUAAAUUCUUUUGACACUGCCAACAGCUGAAAGACAAGGUAUGGUC